Messenger RNA from Dovyalis caffra, 1008 nucleotides. The record is from the annotation of a GenBank genome assembly. NCBI's taxonomy places the organism in Eukaryota, Viridiplantae, Streptophyta, Magnoliopsida, Malpighiales, Salicaceae.
AUGGGGAAAGCUUCAAGGGAUAAGAGGGAUAUAUACUAUAGAAAAGCCAAAGAAGAGGGUUGGCGUGCUCGAAGUGCCUUUAAACUCCUUCAAAUUGAUGAAGAAUUCAAUAUUUUCGAAGGAGUUAAGCGUGUGGUGGAUUUAUGUGCUGCACCUGGCAGCUGGAGUCAGUUUGUGACACGCGUUCCUCAUCUGCAGGUUUUGAGCCGUAAACUAUAUUUGCCAGCAAAACUUUCACCUGAUUCUAGUGAUAAUGAUCUUCCUCUUAUUGUGGCCAUUGAUUUGCAACCCAUGGCUCCAAUUGAAGGUGUUAUCCAAGUGCAGGGUGAUAUUACCAAUGCCCGAACUGCUGAAGUGAUAGCUGAUUAUUCUAAUGAUCUUCUACAGGUCAUUAGACAUUUUGAUGGCUGCAAGGCUGACUUGGUUGUUUGUGAUGGUGCCCCUGAUGUUACCGGACUCCAUGACAUGGAUGAAUUUGUUCAGUCUCAACUCAUCCUAGCAGGUUUAACAAUUGUCACACAUGUGCUCAGGGAAGGUGGAAAAUUCAUCGCAAAGAUAUUUCGUGGGAAAGAUACAAAUCUUCUGUAUUGCCAGCUCAAAUUAUUUUUUCCUGUGGUGACUUUUGCAAAACCAAAAAGCAGCCGCAAUUCCAGCAUAGAGGCAUUUGCAGUUUGUGAGAAUUACUCCCCUCCUGAGGGAUUUAAUCCAAAAGACUUGUAUCGCCUUUUGGAAAAGGUGGGAAGCCCCUUCGGUGCAGAUGACCUAGAUUGCAGUAGCGGGUGGUUGGAAGGGGUAAAUAAGGUGUAUAUUCCAUUUCUAGCUUGCGGAGACCUCAGUGGGUAUCACUCUGAUCGAUCAUAUCCACUACCAAAAGUUGCCGAUGGCACUUACCAGAGCUUGGAUCCUGUACAACCUCCAAUUGCUCCCCCUUAUAAAAGAGCCCUUGAAAUGAAGAAAGCUUCUAGUCGUGGCAUAAAAGAGCUUGAAAAGCUCUCUUUGGAUUCUUGA